AUGACUACAUACUACUCGUUGUCUUCAUCAAAUCGCCCGUUCACGCCACCGCAGCCCAGCUCUUACUCGUCAACAUCGUCAGAUGCAAGCUUACAGCAGCCCAUCGCCAUCCCGGCUACUUCCGCAGCUCUGGGCUCACCUUUCCUCCGUGCCUACCCCAUCGAGCUCGAAGCAUACAACAUCCCGGCCGCGACCUUCCUCUCCUUUCUCGAUGAACUCAAUCGUCUCAUGGUCGUCAGCCCGCCCGUAAGAGUCCUCGGUCUCGCUGGCAAUAUUGUGGGCCUGGUACCUCUCGCAACCGCUCAAAUCGUUGGUGGCGCCGUGAGUGCCGCUGCAACCAUCACCAACGUGGGCAUGAGUAAGGGGCGCAGCGAGAUGUUCAUCCGUGAAGCAAACAAGAAGACAUUCGGGCCACAUGGACUAAAGAUCAACAUCGUCAAACUGGAAGUUGUUGCCAAAGCAGCCGGCAUACCUAUACUAGAUGCUGCCGGCAAGAUCAAGAGGGAUACCAAACUCCUCGCUCCACUCGACGACUCAAGUCAAGAUCUGUCUGGCCAGCAUAGACGGCUGAUGGCUCUAGCACCAUACACAAGCCCCCUGGAAGUCACACCGGAGACUCACAAAGAAACACCUACCAACAUGAUCGACAAAAUGCACGCUUACGCUUCCGAACGCCAGCGCUCAAGCGAGGAGAAGAAAAUUCUGGAGAAGCGCGAAAAAGCCGCCCGCAAAGCCUCUAAAGAUACUGACAAGGCACAACGAGACUACGAGAAGGACAUGGCUAAACUCAACGCCGAGGAAGACAAAGUACGGAGGAAGGAGGCGAAGAAGGCAGAGAAAAUGGAAAGCGAGCUACGCAAACUCGACAAGGAGAGGGCGAAAGUCCAGCGCGAAUACGAGAAGGAAAUGAGUAAGACUCAAGGCGGAAGCGUAAAGAACGACAAAGAAGAAGUCGCAGUCCGCAAGAUCCUGUGGCUUUUGAUCCAGCGCGAAGAUUCUGCAUCCGUGCAGCCACAAGACACACUACAAUACUGGAACUCGUCGGCACAGUACCAGGAGCAACUUGCAAGAUACAGAGCGCGUUCGCAGUCUCAAGGCUCAAUACACAUUCCGGCUACGGGGCAGUACCUGAAUACGGGUCCGUAUUUGGGUGGCGUGCAGUAUCAGAGGUAUCAUGCGCAGGUACAGUCGAGGGAGGGGUUGGGUGUUGAUGCGCCGCCGAGAUAUCAGGAGAGUGUGGGGUACUAG
This is a messenger RNA of Parastagonospora nodorum SN15, 1248 nucleotides long. RefSeq lists its product as hypothetical. Bases 1 to 1248 code for a protein of 415 amino acids. The record is from RefSeq and is a predicted model, not a curated record. The transcript has a single exon. Lineage: Eukaryota; Fungi; Ascomycota; Dothideomycetes; Pleosporales; Phaeosphaeriaceae.